AGCGCUCAGUAAAGUCAUUAGCUGCCAGCGACCAAAGCGAAUGUAAUUCCGCUCGUACUGGAAUCCUAAACGUAUUGCAGGGGGUCAACUCCUAAGAAGCGGAUGAAGAAACAGGUUUUGCUUAUUUUCACAUUCAGAGGACUUGUAAGAAAAGGGAAAAAGAGUAAAAAAAGAAAAUGUCAAAUUUCAUAUUACGGAAAGCCGAGCCCAAGGACGUGUCAGACAUAUUGCGACUCAUAAAGGAACUUGCGAAAUUUGAAAAAAUGGAAGAGCAGGUCAUCUUGACGGAGAAAGAACUACUAGAGGACGGCUUUGGGGAUCAUCCCUUCUACCAUUGCGUCGUUGCAGAAGUUCCUGAGGAUAAGCAGAGCUCAGACGGAUACACUGUCGUUGGGUUUGCCAUGUACUACUUCACCUAUGACCCCUGGAUUGGGAAGCUUCUCUACUUAGAGGACUUCUAUGUGAUGAAAGAGUUCAGGGGUUAUGGUAUUGGGUCAGAUAUCCUGAAGGUUCUGAGUGAGACGGCAGUUAAGACUCGCUGCAGUAGCAUGCACUUCAUCGUAGCAGAGUGGAACAAGUCGUCCAUAGAGUUCUACAAGCGGCGUGGAGCCUCAGACCUGUCCGAUGAGGAGGGCUGGCGACUCUAUGCGAUUGAUAAGGAUGACCUGCUGAAGAUUUCUGCAAAGAAACGAUAAAUUCAGCAAAUGACCAUUAUCGGAAAUGCCUUCCCUUUCAUUUGUUGAUGUCAAUGUUCUUUAAAAUAAAUAUGUAUUUCAAUAAAUAAAUACAAAAACA
Messenger RNA from Oncorhynchus gorbuscha (pink salmon), 795 nucleotides. It is a transcript of the gene sat1a.2, whose product is annotated as spermidine/spermine N1-acetyltransferase 1a, duplicate 2. The transcript has 6 exons. The coding region runs from base 177 to 695 and encodes 172 amino acids. Gene Ontology annotation, molecular function: N-acetyltransferase activity. The record is from RefSeq and is a predicted model, not a curated record. Lineage: Eukaryota; Metazoa; Chordata; Actinopteri; Salmoniformes; Salmonidae.